AUGAGUAACCAUCAUCAUCAUCAUCAUCAUAAUCAUAGUGGUGGUGGAAGUACAAGUAAUGGUCAUUACAUAGAGAAAAAACUGAAUGUUGUCUGCAGAUAUUAUAAGAGUGGAAAGUGUCUAUCAGGUAAAGCUUGCAAGUUCCUUCAUGAGACUGGCGAUACUACCGUCAAUGGACAUGAUUCCACAACAGCUACUUCCACCAACAACAACAACAACAAUAAUAAUAAUAAUAACAAUAAUGGCAAUCAUAGUAAUGCACCCAUUUGUAAAUAUCAUAUGAAUGGAUAUUGUAAAACUGGUUCCAAAUGUCCAUUCCAACAUAUAGAUAGUUCAAAUGGAAACAACAACAACAAUAAUAAUAAUAAUAGCCACACUUCAAAUACAACAACAACAAAGAAAUCAAUUGAAAUAUCAUCAAAUCCACCUUCAACAACAACAACAACAUCAUCAUCUGCAAUAAAUAUCAAUAAUAAUAAUAAUAAUAUAGUAAAUAACACAGUUUCUUCUUCGUCAUCACCACAAAUAUCUGUAGUUAAACACUCACCAAAUAGUAUUCCAAUUUCAACCAACAACAAUAACAAUAAUAGUAUUUCACCAUUAUUACCAAUGUCAUCAAUGCAAGAUCAGCAUAUUAGUAGUUUGUUAGCUGGUAACGGUGGUAGUGGUAGCGGAUCGUUAGUUGUGGAGCAGGUAGUACCAACCAUUCCAAUCAAUAUCGAUUCAUCUUUUAAGUCACGUGGAAUGUUUAUCGAUGACAAUCAACAGUUUCAUAAUCACCAACAGCAACAGUUUCACCAAUCAUCAAUGUCGUCCUCUGCCUCUACCAAUCAUAUGAUUCAAUUCCAAUUCGAUACUAGUCCACGUGACCACAUAGCAUCGGCACCGAUCUCAACCACACCAAAAUCACCUCUGCUCCAUCAUCACCAACAACAACAACAACAACAACAGCAACAUCUCCACCACCAACAACAACAUCAACACUCUGGAGUGACAAACAUUGCACUUUCACCACAGCAACGCAUCAGUAACGCACUUUCAUUCUUCCCAAAUUCACCACGUACCAUCAUCUCGUCGUCUCCAUCGUCGCCAUUCAGUCCACAGUAUGGCUCCUCGCACAACGCCACCAUACUCUCGAGCUCACCCUCGCCAUUCUACCCACUGGGAAGCUUCCAAGAUCCAUCGGGUGUCGACGAUGACGAGCCAUCCGACGACGACGAUGAAGAUCUCAUUGACUUUAACGAUACCGGAUUCAACGUCAUCGAUGACAACUAUGAUGACACUGUCUUUGAUCCUUUCCAAUUCGAUCUCACCAAGAAGUUCAAUGAACACAUAGAUCUAUCAAAUAUACAUAAUAAUAAUAAUAGCAAUAAUAACCAACAAUCAUCUAAUAAUAUAGUAAAUAGUAACAAUCAUCAUGUAUUAAAUAAUCAUCAUCACCAACAACAACAACAAUCAACAAUAACAACAACACCAACAACAAAUAAUAUUAAUAUACUGUUAAAUAAUAAUAAUAAUAACCAACAAUCAUCACUACCUAUUUAUAUACAAAAUAAUAAUAAUAAUAAUAAUAACUUUAAUAAUAUAAAUGAUAAUAAUAGUCCAAAUAAUAAUGAUAUAAUAAUAGUAAAUAAUAAUAGUAAUAAUAGCUUUAAUAAUAGAAAUAAUGAUUUAGUUUUACAACAACAACAUGAUAAUUAUAGUGAGUUAGCAAAUACAACAACAACAUCAUCAUCAAAUUCGACAUCGUCAUCAUCAUCACCAAACAAAGAUUCAACUUUUAAUCAAGAAGAAAAGAAACCUUUAUCCUAUUUAGAAGCAUUGAAAUCAAAUCUACAACUUCCACCAGAUUAUUAUAUUACUUAUGAAAAUCAACCAAAAAUAAUAGAUCAAUCAGCUACAAAAACAGAGGUAACCUUUUUUACUUUUUUGCUUUUUAAACAUGUUAUACCAAAGAGCGUGCAAAAGAACGUGCCAAGAUUAAGAAUCUCGAGUGUGGCAUCUGCUUUGACUCUAUCGUCGAUAAGAACCGUCGAUUCGGUCUGCUAUCUCAUUGCAAUCACGUUUUCUGUCUCGAUUGCAUUCGUGAGUGGCGUGGAUCCACCACCGGUCCCAACGGCCAGAUCAUCACGCCCGUCCACAGCAACAGCACUACAUCGGUGCGUCUCUGUCCGAUGUGUCGUGUCAACAGCUACUUUAUCAUACCGAGCGAUAUCUAUGUGUCGCACGAGAAGAAACAAGAGAUCAUUGAGAUCUACCGUGCCAAGCUCGGCACCAUUCCCUGCAAGUACUUUAACCACGGCAAAGGCACUUGCAAAUUCGGAACCAGUUCUUGGUAUGUUCUUGGCACCACUCAUUCAACAGCAACAACUCCAACAGCAACAACAACAGCGUAGUAGAAAGAUCAUGUCAUCCAACUACCAAGAAGAUUAUGAAUCAUAUGAUGAUGAAGAAUAUGACAAUUAUGAUGAACAAGAAGAAGAUGAUGAAGAUUAUGAUGAUGAAAGAGAUAAUGAGUAA
This is a messenger RNA of Heterostelium album PN500, 2520 nucleotides long. Its product is annotated as zinc finger CCCH domain-containing protein. NCBI's taxonomy places the organism in Eukaryota, Evosea, Eumycetozoa, Acytosteliales, Acytosteliaceae. Gene Ontology annotation, molecular function: metal ion binding. The record is from RefSeq and is a predicted model, not a curated record. The transcript is spliced from 3 exons. Bases 1 to 2520 code for a protein of 839 amino acids.